This is a messenger RNA of Oryzias latipes (Japanese medaka), 819 nucleotides long. RefSeq names its product lipocalin. Lineage: Eukaryota; Metazoa; Chordata; Actinopteri; Beloniformes; Adrianichthyidae. Gene Ontology annotation, molecular function: small molecule binding. The record is from RefSeq and is a predicted model, not a curated record.
AGGUGACAACAGGCAGAAGCUCCUGCGUGGACCGACACAUCUUCAUCCACGCUCUAACCCCACUCUGCAGCAGCCAUGACCUCUGUGCUCAUCCUGCUGGGAGCCGUGCUCUGCUCCCUGAGUGUCUCCUCUGAAGUCGUACCUCAGGCAGACUUUAACUUACAGGAGAUGGCAGGGAAGUGGUAUACAGUAGGAUAUGCCACCAAUGCUCAGUGGUUUGUAAGCCGCAAAGCAACGAUGAAGAUGGGAACAGCCAUGCUAAAACCAACUGCAGAAGGAGACUUGGACAUUGCCUCCUCUCGUCUCAAUUCUGAUGGCACUUGCAGGAGAAAGAACAAACUUGCGAAGAAAACAAGCAUACCCGGGAAGUUCUCAUAUUUCUGUCAGAGAUGGGGGAGUUUGAAUGACAUAACUGUGGUUGACGUCAAAUAUGACGAGUAUGCCGUGAUCCACACCCUCAAAACAAAAGGAGAUGAUGUCUACAGUGCCGUCAAACUCUAUGGCCGCAGUCCUGACCUCAGUGCUGAGGUGUUGGCGAAGUUCAAGCGGGUCUCUUCGGCGAGUGGCAUCCUGCCAGACAACAUUGUUCUGCUUCCCAAAAACGGGGAGUGCACAGAUGCCUAACUUUCUGCUCUUGCUAAGGAGUGAGGGAUACCAGCUGAGGAAUCUCACCUUCUGAACUCAUAAAGCCACCAUCAUAAAGCAAAAUGUCAUUACUACUCUACGCACUAUGCUUGGUUUGAUGAGUCAAUGCUUUGCUUUCAUUAUCAAAAAUGUUGUGCUGAAGGCUUCCACCAAAUAAAACAAACAUUUAAAAUA